Messenger RNA from Leptonychotes weddellii (Weddell seal), 2797 nucleotides. Lineage: Eukaryota; Metazoa; Chordata; Mammalia; Carnivora; Phocidae. The record is from RefSeq and is a predicted model, not a curated record.
AUGAACGCCGCGGUGGUGAAGCGGACGCAGGAGGCCCUGGGGAAGGUGAUCCGGAGGCCGCCGCUGACGGAGAAGCUGCUGAGCAAGCCCCCGUUCCGCUACCUGCACGACAUCAUCACGGAGGUGAUUAGGAUGACCGGUUUCAUGAAGGGUCUCUACACAGACGCCGAGCUGAAGUCCGAUAACGUUAAGGAUAAAGAUGCAAAAAUUAGCUUCCUUCAGAAGGCCAUAGACGUGGUGGUGAUGGUUUCAGGAGAGCCACUGUCCGCAAAACCAGCGCGGAUCGUGGCCGGGCACGAGCCUGAAAGAACAAACGAGCUGCUCCAGAGAAUUGGAAAAUGCUGUCUCAGCAAGCUCUCCAGCGACGAGGCGGUGAAGAGAGUGUUGGCUGGAGAGAAGGGGGUCCUGAAGGGAAGGACCUCACUGACGUCAAAAGCUCAGGAAUUGGACAAUAAGAAUGCACGAGAAGAAGAGCCCAGAGUUCAUAAAGAUAAAGAGGAUAAAAGGAACUCUGAAAUAAACGAGAGAAGUACAAGCAGAGAUCGAAAACAGAAAGAAGAAGUGAAGGAAGAAAGCAAAGCAAGAGAGAAGGACAAGGAGAAGGAGAAGACGAAGGAGACCGACCGUGAUAGACAUAAAGAUCCUGAGCGAGACAAGCACCGAGAGGGGGAGAGAGAACGAGUCAGAAACCGGGCCAAGCAGGACAGAGACCGAGGCAACAGGGACCGUGACAAAGACCUGGACCGCGCAAGAGAGAAAAGGAACGAGGGAGGAAAGGAGAAAGAGAGGUGGAAAGACCGGGAGAGGGAGCGCGAGCAGGACAAGGCCCGGGACAGGGACAGGCGGAGGGUGAAGGACGGGGAGCACUCCAGAGACCCCGACAGGGAGAAGACCAGAGAGCACGACAAACCCGACAAAAAGUCCUCAAGCUCAGGGGAGGUGUCUAAAAAGCUGCCAGAUGGAUCUUUGAAAGAUUCCAAAGCUGAAACAGAGACUGAGAUUUCCACUAGAGCAUCCAGGUCGGUGACAACAAAAGCAUCAAAACGGCGAUCCGAAAAUUCCAUGGAAGGGAUGCUGGAGAGCUCAGCAAGGAAAUUACCCACUGCUUUCUCAGACACGAACCAUUUCUUCCCUGCCCCCUCGGAAUGCCCGCUGUGUGAUGAGCCUCGUUCUCUUUACAGUCGUUUGACGGUCCGGGUUCUCCUGGAACCCUGUGCCUCCAUGUGUCUUCACCUUGCUUGGGUCCCGUCACUCAUGUCUGUUUUAUCGUGUAAAGUUUUUUAUUACGAAAAAUGCAGAGAAGUAGGAAGAGUGAUGAGCACCCUUCGACCUCUCACACAGAUUCAGUGGUUCUAAUGUCUCGUCAUAUGUGCUUCAUCUAGAGCCAUGUAUUUUUAUGAAUGAUUUCAAAGUGUAUCAAAACACCCUAACACUUUAAAUACUUCAGCCUGCAGCUCAAAAAACAAAAAAGACCUGCUCAGACACAGCCACAACAUUAUUGUUGUCUCUAGCAGGAUGACUGUUCCCCAAUAGUACCGAAAUCUUAGUGACUCAAAAGUGUUAUUUUUCAAAAAAAAAAAACAGGAUUCCAUUAAGAUGAACACACUGUAUAUUUUUUAUUCUAUUUGUCUUUUUAAAUGACUCGAAUCUCAACAGCCCCCCCACCCUCUGUGCGCCCCCACCUUGCCCUUUUAGUCUCGCACACUGGCUUUGGAAGAGAUGAGGUUGCUUGUCUUGUAGAAUGUUCCACUCUCUGGACACGUCCAUUUCCUUGUGAUGUCGCUUCACUUAUGACAUUGCUCUCCCCCCCCGCUUCUCCCCAUGUUUCUGUUUGAUCUAAAGUCCUCAUUAGAUUUGGGUUGGAACAUCUGGCUUCGCUCUGACCCCUACAUAGGCAACACUGUGCCUUUAUCUUGUGUCCUAUCUGGAUACACUAGUGUUUCUGCGUCCCAUAACAGGGUGCUGGGACUGAUCGCUGGGCCAGGUGGAGCCCCUCACUUUAAGGCCUGGUUAUUUGUUCGCAUUUACACUUGGAUGUAGUUAGCAGCUCUGUGCUGCUAAAAUUUGCACAGCUCACGGGCACAGUGGGAAGCUGCUUGGGGCUGUGUUGUGGGCUGUACCUGGUGAGUCUCAGGGAUGGUAACUGACAGAUGGGCGCUUGGCCAGGCACAGCGCUCCCUGCUUUGUGAAGCACAGGAUCUCUUUACGAGAGCACCGUAAGCUGGGGCAAACUGGCUCGGAAGAGGCGAGGAGCCUGCUCAAGGUGCAGCCUUGGGGCACUGGAACUUAGGAAAUCAGGACGCCAAGGCCCACAUCCUUACCUGCCAGGUUCAUUCAUUACUGAUAAUUCAGACAACAGAUUUUUUUGCCAGUUCAUAAUAAUUUUUAUAUUUUAUGGGUGUAUUAUUUAUUUUCUUUAAAGCUGUUAUUUGGCAGACUGGUUAGUCUGUCCUCUAUGAUUAAGAAUUGAUUGUAUAUUAUUAAAGUUAUUAUUAUAGUAUGUAUUAUUACUAGUAUUAUUGGUUGUAGCUUGUUUUUCUGUUGUGUUUGUGUAUCAGAGUUUUAGUAAAGUUUAAAAAUAUUAGGAAAGAUGUUACAACAACCAUCAUAGGCCUCUCAAAAAAAAAAAAAAAGAAUGCCACUAGACAUUUGAAGAGAGGAAAUGGGGCAGAGUGUCAUCAGUCCCCUCCAGCUCUGGACAGAAGUUGUUGCAUUUGGAAGUUACUUAUUGCGCUGGUAGGUUUUGAACAGUGUAGGAAAAUUUUGACAUUUUCAAAUAAAAUGUAACAAUCUGAAA